AUGCUUAACAAACGUAAUCCCCUUCACUCCAGAAAGAUGGAAAAGAUUGCUUCAGCUGUUGACACUGGUAGUCGAGGAUUAAUUUCGAAAGCUGCCAGUGCUCGCAAAUUCAGCAAGGAUGUUCUGAAAGGAAGCAAUCAUGAGAAGAAGUAUGAGGAAGACGCGAUCAUGAGGAUGAACGAAGAUGACAGUGACGACGAUUUUCGAUGGAGUGUUCGGCCUGGAAUAAUUAACAGUAACAAGCUCUCAUCAGCAGGCGCAUAUGAGGAUGAUUAUAAUGAUGAUGACUCCAUCAGUGAUGAAGAAGAAGAAGAGGGAGAUUUGAUGAAGGAACGUGGCAUUUCGAAUGGGAAAUCAUCGCAAAAUUCAUCACUAGAAAUGGUCGUUGGUCCCAGCAGCGCGCACAGUGCCCAGUCUCUUGGACUAGGUACCAUUUCGGAAGAUGACGACGAUGAUGGAUUUGCCACUGGGUCAGCUGGCGGGGGUUCAGUUGGUGGGAAAAAGAAGAAGAAGAAAAAGAAGAGAGGGACCUCACCCAAACGAGGAACUUCACCCAAACGAAAGAUGAAACGAACUCAAAGCGAAAAGACAUCUAGCAAAUCGAAAUCAACAAUAUCCGAGACUACUGAAGCAAGGAUGGGAGGCCUCUCCAGGUCCAAAAGUUAUUCCAACGACGACGAUCUUGACGACGACGACCUUGAGGUCCCUCGUCGAACCAUUAAAAAGUCAAAAUCAAAGAAAGUCAAAAAGGGACGAGCCAUUAAGGCGCCAAUGAAAAUUGAUUUUACGGGUCAAGUCACUGAUGCAGCCAACGAUGACGACGAACCAAGUGAAGACUUUGACGACAGUGUGGAAGGUGAUACCUCAAGCCCCACCAAGACAGCUGCCAACGAUAACGAUGAUGACGGCUCUGAUGCAUACAUGGAUCCAAUUGCCAGGGCAAACAUUAUUGCAGAGCAUUUGUCACGACGGUCUCUAAACAGCAGAUCAGAUAAUAAUAAUCAUUUGGAAGAGAUCAAGGAAAAACAACCGCUCGAGGAGGUCAAUAAUCAGAGUAAACUUGAGUCAUUGUUAUCGA
Messenger RNA from Cylindrotheca closterium, 1078 nucleotides. The record is from the annotation of a GenBank genome assembly. NCBI's taxonomy places the organism in Eukaryota, Bacillariophyta, Bacillariophyceae, Bacillariales, Bacillariaceae.